AUGGCUGCGCCGGCCACCUUCGUCGUGGUGGUCGCCUGCUUGGUGGCGGCUGCUCUCUGCGGCGGCGUCUGCCGGGCGCAGGACAUGGACAACGAGUGGGCACGGUACCGCGGGUUCUUCGGCGGCGGCGGCACGCUGCUGCCACAAUCGGACGUGGACCUGCUGGAGUUCCCGCUGAACCUCGAGUACCUGGAGGCGGAGUUCUUCUGCUGGUCGGCGCUGGGCUACGGCCUCGAUGGCAUCGACGUCAACCUCACCGGCGGCGGUCCGCCUCCCAUCGGUGGCCAGACCGCCGCCCUCACCCCCUUCGUCCGAGACGUCGCCACACAGUUCUGCUACCAAGAAGUUGGCCACCUCAGGGCGAUCAAGCAGAACGUGAGGGGAUUCCCGCGGCCGCAGCUGGACAUCAGCGCGACCAACAUCGGCAAGAUCGUGGAGCAGGCGAUGAACACGACGCUGGACCCGCCCUUCAACCCCUACGAGAACAGCCUCAACUUCCUCAUCGCCUCCUACAUCAUCCCGUACGUCGGUCUUACCGGCUACGUUGGCGCCAACCCCAAGCUCCUCACUCCUCAGGCCAGAAGGCUGGUGGCGGGACUGGUGGGCGUGGAAUCGGCACAGGACGCGGUGAUCCGGGCCCUGUUGUACGAGCGCGGACUGUCGCGGGUGGCGAGCUAUGGUGUUGGUGUGGCGGAGGUGACCGCGCACAUCUCCGACCUGCGGAACGAGCUUGGGAGGAGGGGAGUGAAGGACGAGGGGCUAGUGGUGGCGCCGGGUGAGGGGCCCGAGGGGCAGACCGUGGGGAACAUCAUCGCCGGCGACCGCUACUCGCUCGCGUACGAUCGCACGCCCGAGGAGAUCCUCGGCAUCGUGUACGGCACCGGAAGCCCCGCCCAGGCCGGCGGGUUCUUUCCCCAGGGCGCUGACGGCCGCAUAGCCAGGGGACUCCUCAUGUAG
This is a messenger RNA of Triticum turgidum subsp. durum (durum wheat), 957 nucleotides long. The record is from the annotation of a GenBank genome assembly. Lineage: Eukaryota; Viridiplantae; Streptophyta; Magnoliopsida; Poales; Poaceae.